This is a messenger RNA of Hirundo rustica (Barn swallow), 4265 nucleotides long. RefSeq names its product adhesion molecule with Ig like domain 1 (gene AMIGO1). The transcript has a single exon. The record is from RefSeq and is a predicted model, not a curated record. NCBI's taxonomy places the organism in Eukaryota, Metazoa, Chordata, Aves, Passeriformes, Hirundinidae. The coding region runs from base 1249 to 2739 and encodes 496 amino acids. Gene Ontology annotation, biological process: brain development. Gene Ontology annotation, molecular function: protein binding.
GGAUCGGGGCGGUUCGGCUACGUUCGGGCCGGGUCGGAACCGUUCGGCUACGUUCGGGCCGGGCUCGGCUCCGCUCGGCUCAGCUCGGAGAGCAUCGGGAAGGUUCGGCUGCGUUCGGGCCUGGCUCGGCUCUACUCGGCUAAGCUCGGGGAAAUUCGGGAAGGUUCGUCCCGGCCCGGUUCGGCCUGGCUUGGUUCGGCGCGGCCCGCUCGGCUUCCUUCGGCUUCUCUCGGCUCAGCUCGUCUCGGUUCGGCUUCUCUCGGCUCGGUUCGGCUCCACGGGAAUUCUCUCGGUUCGGCUGCUCUUGACUUUGUUCGGUUCGGUUCGGUUCGGUUCGUCUGGGCUCGGCCCUGCCCGGUCGCCGCCGCACCGGGCCCGGUAACGCUCCGACCCCAUCCCCGGCCCAGGCCCGAGCCCAGCCCCGGUAACGCCCCGGGAGGAAGGGGGGGAGGCAGCGAGCGAGCAUCCUCCGCCGUCCUCCGCCGCUCCGUCCGCAGCACGGCCGGGACGGGGGGGCGGGGGAUCCUGGCCGCGGGGAGCAGGCAGGAGCCCCGGGCCAGACGUGCCCCGGGCGGGCCGUGACAGCGGGGACAUGUCGUGACAGCGGAGACAGAGCCACCCCGCCCCAUGACCUGGGUGGGCAGUGACCCAUGGACACCCUGUGACACCAGGGGACUGAACCCCCGCAGGCCGUGACACUGAGGGACCGCCGGGCACAAAGCCAACCCAUGUCGUGACACCGGGGCACCGCGGCUAGCCCAGGCGGUGACACUGGGUGCACACCGCGGCACUUGGUGACGGCGACAGCCCCCUCAAGGCUCUGACACCAGGUGAGCAGCCAGAUGGGCAUGUGCUGUGGCGCCGGGUGAGCAGUGAGCCUGCAGCAUGCCGUGCCACCUUGUGACUGAAGCCAUCCUGGACUGCUGACACGGUGUGAGCCCUGAGCCUGGCACAUGCUGUGACACCGGGUGACCAAAGCCGCGUCGGACUGUGACACCGAGUGACCAAGCCACUUCGCACCGUGGCACCCGGUGAGCCCUCAGCCUGGUGCCUGCCGUGACACCGUGUGACUGAAAGCCACCCUGGACCGCAGCGCUGGGUGCGCCCUGAGCCCUGCACCUGCUGUGACGCUGUGACGCUGUGACUGAAGCCACCCUGCGUUGUGACACCGGGUGACCAAGCCACUCCUCAUCGUGACGCCAUGUGACCGAAGCCUCCCUACCACUCUCCACGCUGCGUGUCUCCGUCAUGCCGCCGUCCCGUCCCCCGUGCGUGGCCGUGCGUGUCCCCGUGGGGCCGCUGUCCCUGCUGCUGGCGCUGUCCCUGCUGUCCCCCUGGGGCUCUGCGGGAGGGAGCUGCCCCCAGCGCUGCGUCUGCGCCUCCAACCUGCUGAGCUGCUCGCAGGCCAACCUGAGCGCGGUGCCGGCGCCGCUGCCGCGCUUCACCGCCGUGCUGGACUUGAGCCACAACAACGUGACGCGGCUGCGCGCCGACUGGGCGCCGGCGCGGCUGCCGCACCUGCACGCGCUGCUGCUGAGCCACAACGGGCUGGCCUUCGUGUCCACCGAGGCCUUCACCCACGUGCCGCGCCUGCGCCACCUCGACCUGUCCUCCAACCGCCUGCGGACGCUGGACGAGAACCUGUUCAGCGACCUGGGCGAGCUGGAGGUGCUGCUGCUGUACAACAACGAGAUCAGCACGGUGGAUCGCACGGCCUUCGAGAACCUGGGCCGGCUGCGCAAGCUCUACCUGGGGCAGAACCGCAUCGCCCGCUUCCCGCUGGAGCUGCUCCGGGAGGGCAGCCGGCUGCCGCAGCUGGCGCUGCUGGACCUGUCGGCCAACCGGCUGCGGGCCGUGCCCGCGGGAGAGCUGCAGGCGCUGCCCGCCUGGCUGCGCGACCGCCUCUACCUGCACAACAACCCCCUGGCCUGCGACUGCCUGCUCUUCCAGCUGCUGGACCGCGGCCGCCGCCGCCACCUGAGCGCCGUGGAGGAUUUCCAGGACGAGCUGCGCUGCUUCCUGCCCGGAGCCAGCUCUCUCACCAAGAUCCUGGACCUGGCGGGCAAGCAGCCUCUCAACUGCAGCAAGGCACGGGAGGCCGUGCUGGAGGCGCACCUCGGGGACACCGUGACGCUGGGCUGUGACAGCCGGUGGCAGGGCGUGCGCAGCCGGCACUGGGUGACGCCGGGCGGGGAGCGGGUGCUGGGGGACGGGGCCAACGGCAGCGUGGUCCUGCUGGCCAACGGCAGCCUUCAGCUGCGGGCGCUGCGCCCCGAGGACGGCGGCACUUACUCCUGCUGGGUGGCCGGGCCCCUCCUCAACGAGACCCUCUACGUGGAGCUGCUGGUGCACAACUUCACCCUGCACGGCCCCCACGACACCCUGAACACGGCCUACACCACUCUGGUGGGCUGCAUCCUGAGCGUGGUGCUGGUGCUCAUCUACCUGUACCUCACCCCGUGCCGCUGCUGCUGCUGCCGCGGCACCGAGAAGCCGCCGGCGCCGCGCGACGACAGCAUCAACUCCUCGGUGCUGAGCGCCACCCCGAACCACGCCGGGGGCACCGGGGAGCCCUGCGGGUCCCACCUCGCCUCCGGUGCCGGCGCGGGGCAGAACGGCAGGUUCAAGGGUGGGGGGAGCCCCCCGCUGCCCGCCCGGCAGGGUCCCAAGGCGCAGAGGAAGGUGUCGGAUCCAGACUCGGUGAGUUCCGUCUUCUCCGACACGCCCAUCGUGGUGUGAGGGCGCCGUCCCCAGGGACGCCCCAUGUCGGCCGCUGCGAGCUGUCCCUGGGCAGGAGGGAUGGACAGACCCCCACUGCCGUGUCCCCAGCUUGGGGGGGUCACACCAUCACACCCCAGGACUGAGCAUUGCUGCUGGCCCCCGCCAAGGUCACUGACGCCAUGGGACAGUGAGGGACAAAGAUGUGACCACGCUUUGGGGACAGUCCCCCACCGUGACCUGUCCCUGGGCAGCAGAGGGACAGGUGGCUGAACCCCCACCACCAUGGCCCCAGCUUUUGGGGAUCCCAUCAUCGUCCCCCAGGACUGAGCAUCGUCCCACACCCCCACUGUGAUCACAGAGGGACCGUGAGGGACAAUGUGUGAGGGGUCACACCAUGGGGACAGUCCCCUGGGACACCCAGCGUUCCUACUGCUGCUGUGACCUGUUCCCCAUGGACAUGCCAUGGGCAGAAGGGGUGGCUGGACCCCUACUGCCAUGUCCCCAACUUGGGGGGCAACACCAUUGCCCCCCAGGACGGAGCAUCGCUGCUGGCCCCCACCAAGGUCACUGUGUAACCGCAGGGGACAAGGAUGUCAAAGGACACACCGUGGGGCAGUCCCCAUGUAGCCUGUCACCGGACAGGAAGGGUGGCCAGACCCCCACCGCCAUGUCCCAGCUUUUUGGGGGUCCCACCAUCACCCCCAGGACUGAGCAUCAUCCCUGGCCCCUGCUGAGAUCAUCGGGGGACUGCGAGGGACAAGGGUGUGAGGGGACACACCAUGGGGAGUCCCCAGGGACAUCCUGCAUCCCCACUGCCACUGUGAGCUGUCCCCAGGCAGGAGGGGUGGGGGGACCCCCAUCACUGUGUCCCCAGCUUUUGGGGGUCCCAGCAUCACCCCUCAGGAGUGAGCACCGGACUGCAGUGGACAAGGACGUGACGCCGUGGGGACAAUCUGCUGCUGUCACCUGUCCCUGGGCAGGAGGGACGAUCAGACUCCCACCACGGCGUCCCUCAUUUUCGGGGGUCCCACCAUUGCCCCUCAGGACUGAGCAUCGCUGCUGGGCCCUGCCAGGGUCACUGUGAGUCUCUGUGAGGAUGACAUGGCCACCAGCUGCCGGGCAUCAUCCCUGCCAGGCACUGCAGGACCGAGGGACAGUGCCAGUGGCAGCCGUGAGCCCCCAGGAGCGGCAGCACCAGGCAGAGCCCCCCCUCCCUGCAGCCCCAGCCCCCCAUUCCCCGGCCCCCCUUGGCAUGUGCAUGGCCAAGCAUGAGUGCCCCAGGGAGCAUGUGCCACCCCCAGGGGGACACCGGGGGUGUGCCGACCCCCUGGGGAACCCCCAACCCCCUCCUGACCCCACUGCAACCCACAGCUGCAAACAGAGCCCCUCCUGCACGGGGGGUGCGACCCGGGGGCUCCGGCACCCCAAAAGGCCGGUGUCCCCUCACGUCCCCACGCCAGCCCAGCCUGUGUCACCUGUGCCCCACCCCUGCACUGGGCAAUGCCCACUGAUGCCUUGGCCAAAAUAAACGUGUUUCCCUCGUG